Molecule: messenger RNA, 1095 nt
Organism: Suillus clintonianus
Lineage: Eukaryota; Fungi; Basidiomycota; Agaricomycetes; Boletales; Suillaceae
Product: terpenoid cyclases protein prenyltransferase
Exons: 9
Coding region: 1-1095 (364 amino acids)
Biological process (GO): protein geranylgeranylation
Cellular component (GO): CAAX-protein geranylgeranyltransferase complex
Molecular function (GO): CAAX-protein geranylgeranyltransferase activity
Source: RefSeq, a predicted model, not a curated record
AUGCUGCCAACAAUUCUGCCUCCGUUAAGCAAAGGUAGUCAUGCAACGCACUGCAAAAGAUGCUUGUCUGGCUUGCCAUCUUCCCAAGUGGAUGUUGAUCCGGCCAAACUGGCCCUAUCCUUUUACUGCUUAGGCUCCCUGGAUGUUUCCGGUGAACUUGAAAAUAGGACUAGAGACUGGGAAAGAGAACAAUGGAGGGAAUGGAUAUGGAGCCAACAGACUCACGGACAUUAUGGGACCGGCUUCCGAGCAAGCUCUUAUAUGACUGCAAAAUACUCGGCAGAGGGAUAUUCGGACCAUGAUAAUCCUCAGAUCAUCAUGACUUAUACUGCCCUUCUCUCACUGUCUACAUUGCGCGACAACUUUUCACGUCUUGACAGGAAGGGCCUGCUGAAAUUCCUCAGGUCCUGUCAGAAUACCGAUGGAAGUUUCUCUUCUGAGCCUUUAGGAGGCGACUCUGAUUUACGCACAACGUUCUGUGCUUUUGCCAUAAGCACCAUGCUUGAUGACUGGUCAGGGGUGGAUGUCACAAGUGCUCUCCAGUUCAUUCGUUCGUGUCGGACAUAUGAAGGAGGCUACGGGCAAUCACCGUUUGGGGAGGCUCUGGGUGGCACUACGUAUUGUGCAUUGGCAGCACUCCGAUUAGCCAACCAGCUAGACCCUCUUUCCGUUCAAGAUCGGCAGAAAACCAUUCGGUGGCUUGUACAAAAUCAAGCAUCUAAUGGCGGGUUUCGUGGAAGGACCAACAAGGAUGCUGACGCAUGUUAUUGCUUCUGGUGCGGCGCAUCCCUGCAUAUAUUAGACGCAGGGGAUUUGGUUGACAAAGCAGCAAUGUCAUCAUUCAUAGCUUCCUGCCAAUUCAAGUACGGCGGGAUUGCAAAGAUUCCCGGCGAGCACCCUGAUCCCUAUCAUACGUAUCUCUCGUUGGCAGCGGUGGCGUUGCUCCCAUCCAAUCCGCCAGAAGGAUCAUCAUGGGCACUUCAUCCUCUGGAUCCUUUACUAAAUGCAACAUACCAGACGUCCUCGUGGGCUAGAGCCCAUAUUCCAGCAUCUAAAGUUGACGACGACGAUGCUUUAGGUGAUGCAGGCAUAUAA